Colletotrichum truncatum is the source of this 177-nucleotide messenger RNA. The record is from RefSeq and is a predicted model, not a curated record. NCBI's taxonomy places the organism in Eukaryota, Fungi, Ascomycota, Sordariomycetes, Glomerellales, Glomerellaceae.
AUGACGCCGAUACCUCAUUCGCCCUCGGCUACCUUACUACUCAUACUAACCGAAAGAAAUAUAUCCCGAGGGCUCAUAUUGCAAUUGUUUACCAGUAAGAGCAUGAAGGGCUUGUGCCAACUUGCAAAAUUGUCUUGUCCCUGGCGGACAGUAGGGGUAGACAAGUAUAGGUUGUGA